Podarcis lilfordi (Lilford's wall lizard) is the source of this 35742-nucleotide messenger RNA. NCBI's taxonomy places the organism in Eukaryota, Metazoa, Chordata, Lepidosauria, Squamata, Lacertidae. The record is from the annotation of a GenBank genome assembly.
GGCACAAAGUAGGCACCCACCGCUGCCUCAGGGGAGUGGAAACAGCAGUGGCAUUGUGAGAUUCAGUUGCUGGCACUGGGAAGGGUGGUGUUCUGGUAUGAUUUCUGGUGCCAGAAUGCCUUUGGGGAGAAAAGUGAGGCCAAGUUCUGCUUCAGGACACUUAGAAACAUCCACACUUAGCAGGUAAGAGGUGAGGGGGGGUGGAGAGGAUUUGUUAAAAAAACCUCUCAAUGCAUAUAAAUUAAAAAAACCAUUACCGGCUUUAAAAAAUAAUAAUAAAAGGGGUUUGGGUGCAGACUGAGUCCAAGAGUGACUGCAGUGCUGAUCAGUAUUGUUUGGAAGCUAUUUGCUUGUUGUCAGGGAACCAAAUGCUGUUCUUUUGCUUUCUUAUAAAUUGUCAAAAUUUUCAAACCUUUAACGCGAACAGUUCCUUCCCUGAGACACGAUCGCUUCACAUUUCUAUCGCCUUGGUGAAUUCUGUAUCACUAGUGCACAUUCUUGCUGCGAAAAUCCUUUUUUGUUUGUUUGCUUGUUUUGUUUGCUCAGUCUGCUUUGCUUGGGAACGUGCAACGGAUUAUAAUUAGCUGCUCUCACACACCAGUACUGCCUGAGAAGGAGAGCUCCUUGACUUGGUUUCUUAGAACAAGAAAGAUAAAACAAGGCUUAACUUUUGCCAUAUAAAAAUCAAAGAAAUAAAUAAUAGCAAUUUUGGGAGGGAGGGGGUGAUUGCAAAGGAACAGUAUUUCCUUAGUCAAACUACCAAUUAUAUGCAAUUAGAUUCAUGGCAUGGAAUGCACUUUGUGGAACACAUAGCCCUGUGAUGGCCUGGGACUUGGGCUCGGACUCGGAACCAGAGGAGUCUCAGUCCGCACCGGAUCCUUUGCCUCAGGCAUCAUCUGAACCAAGUCUGGGGCCUGAUCCUGAAGAGUCCCAGUCUGUACAGGUUCCCCUGCAACAAACCCCAGCUGGGCCGAGUCAGGGGCCUGAGCCUGCCCUGGCUCCAGAUGCGGGGAUUACCUCAUUGCCUCCAGCUGGGCCAUCACUUACAGCUGCUCCACUACCGGUUUGGUCAGGGGAGGCGGCCCCUGGGUCUAGUAACCCACCAACAUCUCCCGAGCUGCAGAGACUGAGGCCUGAGAGAAGGAGAGACCUGAGUACUUGCAGGAGGAGUGCUCACCUCUGGGCAAAACAGGGAGGUGAGUCACCGGGGGAUCAGGACCGGCCGCUACUCCGACAAAGAUAAAUGGCUCUUGGACCCCGCCCCAGGUUGUGGGAGCAACGUUGCUCUAUGCCAGAUCCUGCCUGAGAUCCUGUACCUGUCCUUGUCUGUUUUCCUGCCUUGGCCCUGUCGGACUGACUCCUAGCGGAACCUUCAGAUUCUGGUCCAGUCCUGGACCGCAUUUCAUGGGUUACCCACUGGGCCCAGCACAAGCCCAACACCCUGCAAACAAAAGAGACCCUAGAAUUGUAGAGUUGGAAGGGGCCUUGAGGGUCAUCUAGUCCAACCCCCUGCAAUGCGGACAUCUCAUCUAGAUCAUAAAUGGCAGAUGGCCAUCCAACCUCUGCUUAGAAACCUCCAAGGAAGAAGAGGCCACCACCUCUCAUGGGAGUCUGCUCCACUGUCUAACAGCUCUUACUGUCAGAAAGUUCUUAUUUCAGAAUCUUGCUUAUAACUUGAAUCCAUUGGUUUCAGUCCUACCCUCCCUAACAGAAGCAUGGGGCGGGGAAUACAAAUCCUGUUCCCCUUUCCUCUUGAUUAUAUUAAGGUUUGAAGUAUUGCUAAGAGAAGAGCCAGCAAUCAUCAAGCAUCAUGGAUCGAGUGUUCAUAAACCAGUUAUAACAGUGUUAUACAAUUGUUUUCUAUAUGCAACUGUUUUAUAUCUAAAUUUUUUUUAUAAAAAUUAUAAAAAAAACAGUUUAAAACAGCAGCACAUGCAUAAAAUCAAUUCAAUUCCAAGACAGAUGCUGAGAUGGAGAUUUUAGAAGGUGUGUUAAUUUCUCUAUGGGCAUUUGAUGCGGUUUGAAUCUCUCUGUGUCUCUGCUGCUUUCAUUGUUUCUCAGUUCUUUUCUGGGAGGUGGGAACAGAACAGUAGCCCACUACUUUUCUGUUUGUUUUUGUAGAGGCAUAGUUUUGACAUGUAAUUUGCGCCCCAUUGCAACACUUUGACACACUCCCAUUAUUAUCCUUCUCAUCAGCAUCCUUUUAGCAGCAUGUUUUUUUUGGGGGGGGGGUACAAAUGGCAACAAAACACUUUUUCACCUACUUAAUUUUAUUUAAUUUUGCAAAUGUUUUCAAAUGGAUAAGUGUCCCUAGCAUUUUUUUAAGCACACUGCUAAAAUGGCAUGGUUAGGCACACAUUUACUCCUGUAGCCACACAACUAUGCUACGCCCACUAGUAUAGUUAUAACAGCAGGAUAUUCGCACACAAAUAGCGCCAUGCUCAUAGAACGAUGGAGAGUCACUUGUAAUUAUUUUUGUAGCUUAUAGUGGAAAAUCAAUGACUAGGUAGCACUAAAACUACACAUUCUAGAAGCACUCCCAAUUUAUCGCCUAGCCUUUGUCCAAUGCUGCCUCCUUGUGAAUUUAAAUAGAUUAGCAUUUAUUGUUUUCGUCUCUGGGAGAGUUGCACAUAAGGCAGCCAGCCGUACAACACUAUACACUAGUUUCCAAGUUGGCCGUCUCUUAUGGUACCCAACCCAGGAAAUUAGGGUUGUAUUAAAUGACGCUGCUUAGCUGACAUUAAGACUUCCAACCCCAUUGGACACCAGCCAAGACCAGCUUGUUGUUGACUUGUCCAUUUACAUUUAAUCUUCUCCAGCACAUGUCACGGAGGCUGACAAUAAGCAGAAAUAUUUGUAUGACUCACCCACCUUGCCCCUACAAUCCUAUUGCCCAACCAGUUACUCUAGGUAUGGUUUAAUAUCGGAAAUGUCCAGAUUUGAGACAUGUUAAUGUGUCUUCUCUUUUCUGCGGUGCCAUUGUGCAGGUGCUUUGAGAAUCUGAGUGAUUCACUUCACCUUGUUAUGCCCUCCCUUUCCCUCCCCUCCCCAUUUAAUCACAUGAUAACUGAAAAAUGUGAGGGUUAUAGAUGGAUAGAGUUGUGUCCCUGUGUUCGCACUACAGUGGUACCUCGGGUUACAUACGCUUCAGGUUACAUACGCUUCAGGUUACAGACUCCGCUAUCCCAGAAAUAGUACCUCCGGUUAAGAACUUUGCUUCAGGAUGAGAACAGAAAUCGUGCUCCGGCAGCGCGGCAGCAGCGGGAGGCCCCAUUAGCUAAAGUGGUGCUUCAGGUUAAGAACAGUUUCAGGUUAAGAAUGGACCUCCGGAACAAAUUAAGUACUUAACCUGAGGUACCACUGUAUACCGUUCAAGCACAUUUCCACCCUCAAAUACCUCUGGGCGCUGUAGUUUACCCCUCACAGAGUUACAAUUCCCAACAAUGCUUAAAAAACUACAGCGUCCAGAAUUCUUUGAGGUGAAAAAUGUGAUUUAAAGUAAGGUUACCAGACGUCCCUGUUUCCCGGGGAAAAGUCCCUGGAUUUACACUUCAGUCCCCAUACAAAAUCCAUUGAACUUGAAAAGUGUCCCCGGAUUCACUGAAACAAAUCUGGUAACCUUAAUUUAAAGGAAUUGUGCGUGUGCAUAAGCUGUAACUUGUAAAGGAAGCUGUUACCUCAGUCUGGAAACAAUCUACUGUUGUUUCUACUGUUACUACUGCUACCGCCAGCAACUAAUAAUUAAUGAUAGGUAAUUUAUUAUUAAGAGAUAGUUCAUUAAUAAUAAUAAUAGCAAUGUCCAUGCCUGCCUUCUGGUGUUUGUGCUCUGACAGCAUUCUAAAUGAGUUGAGAGAGACGACAGAUACAACAGACCUUCUGUUUCGACGUGCGCAGACUUCAUUAGGAGGGCGCAGGUUGCCAGCUGCGUCUCCAGUUUCCCUUAGCAGUUUUUCAGAAGCUCGGGAGGAGGAGAUAGAGCAGCUUCCAGAAUGGCUGCUGAGGGAGCUGCUGAAAGGGCAGCAGAGGAGUCACUCCAUUGGACUCAUGGAAAAUAUACUGGAGAGCGAAAGCGUUCACCAUCGCGUUGACUCAUCCAGAAGCCAAUGGAAAGGAAAGGUAUAGUGAAUUCUCUUGCUGGGCUCCGAAGGGCUUUUCAAAAUGGUAAAUGCUAUGAGAGGACGAGGAGAUUCUGAAUUUGUUGGAUGACAAUGGGCUCGCUGGCUUUCCAUGAUGUCAGAGACCAGUUCCCUCUAUAGAGUCAGUUAGAACCGCACAGCACACAUUGCAAUCUCCACUGAAAGCCACUUUGCAGACACACUCCCAACAACCACCUGGAACAUGAAACAAAGAGACAGAGGUUCAUACACCAUGGUUCCAACUACUUGCAAACAUUAUGGACAAGGUAGGAAUCGCUUGGCAUGGGGAAGCCUUUUCCCCCACAGCAUCCUGAUAGCAUAUGCUCCAGGUCUGGUCCUAUCAUUAGGCAGAAUGAGGCAGCUGCCUCAGGUAGCGGAUGAUGUAAGGCGUCAUCUAGUGGUAGUGGGGUUUUGGAGGACUGGGCUGUGUGCCAAAGUGGCUCACUGGGUGGGGUGGAGCUGCUACACUAGCUUCCUGGCAGGUGAGUCACAGUGAUUUACUGGGGGGGGGGGGAGGAGCAAGGCUGCGGGAACAUAGGUUGCAAUGAACUGAAAGGUGUCCUCAAGUAACCUUAAAUCCAUGAGCACCUCCCAAGUCCUAAAAGGGGCCCAUGUGCAUCAUCAUUUAAUUAUUCCAUUUUUAUUUUUAUUUUUGUCUUGGCAAGAUUGAGCAGCAAGUAACUCUGGAACAGCUUCAAAAGCUACAUGUGGCCUUUCAGGUAUGACCAUCCCAAUGAAAUCAUAUCAGUGUAUAUUAUUUCACUGAUAAUGUAUAUCAUUUCACUCUGUAUAUUGUUUCGCUGUUAACAUAUUGACUGGAAACAAACUGUUAUCCCAUACCAAUUACAGAAGGACACCUAUUUAACUUGCAUUUAUGCCUCAGAAAGUUUGGAGUAAGAAAGUAUUGAGAAAGUGUGUUCAUGAAUUUUGUUAAGAGAUUUGUGUCUGCAAGAGAGCAAUGUAAUAAUUACUGAUGUAAUGCAAUGCAAGAUAAAUAUCAGUUCUGAUCAUAGCUGUCAACAUUUCCCUUUUUUUAAGGGAAAUUCCCUUAUUCCGAAUAGGAUUCCUCACAAGAAAAGGGAAAAGUUGACAGCUAUGGUUCUGAUAUGUUAGCUUGCAAAGAUAUCUCAAGCUGGGCUUUGUGGGCCCUGUGUCCAGCCCUCACCUGCAUCCAUAUCCUUGUCCUCUCCUCUCUUCCCCAUGCACUGUAGUCAACCAGGUGCUGUGGAACAUAAGAGUCUCCUGGAGCAGGUCAAAGUCUCAUCUAGUCCAGCAUCCUGUUGUCACAGAGGCUAGCCAGAUGCCUCCUGGAACCUCUCAAGUAGGACCUUAAGUCAGGUCUUAAGGUCCAAUGCAUCUUAAGGUCCAAUCACAUCCUUAGGGUUAGAUGCAUCAAACAUCUCUUGGGAGUUCUGGUUUCAUGGACUUCUAAGGGUUCUUUAUGAGCAAAGUACUGACAAGUGUCUUUGACAUGGAGUAGAGAGAGGCUUUCAGCAAAGUCUGUUAAUAGCCACUUCUGAAUGAGUGAGAAGCAUAAUGAGUUUUUGUUUGGCUUGCUUAUGUGCCUUUAAUAAAAGAAGCAGCGAUCAGCAGGCAAAUUGUAUUAUGAUGACCUGGCAUGAAAUGUUAUUACUUGCUAAUUACUGAACAUCAAACUGCUGUUAAAGUGACAGCCACAGAGCAGGAUCAAAAACCGGCAAACCUAGAAGUGAAUCAGGUCUGCCUUGUGACAUCGAAAGCAGCUCAGGGACAGGGUCCCCAGGAACCCCAAUACACUGAGAGUGUCUACCCAAUUUUGGGCAAAGACAUGAGAUAUGAAUGCAAACAUUGUGCUUUAUGUUUGCAUUCAGGUUUGAUCACAAGUUUGAUCUGCCCAGGGAGAAAGAAAUAGUACCAGAAUGAGGCUCUCUUGGCAAGUCUGCUGCUUUAUAAUAGCACACUAUAUUACCUGUUGCUUUAUCUGCUUCCAGGACUUAGAAAUUAAUGGACAUAAGUAUUUGGAUGUGGAAAACUUCAAGCGCACGUUGAAGAAAUGCAUGGGGUCACAAAAUGCAGUAAGCAAAGCACAGUUUGAAAACCAUACUGCAAUGGCUUAAUACCAUAGAUGAGAUGGAAUGGGGAGAGGGGGAGGGGAGCACUUUCUGUCCUGUAUUUAGGCUCCAGUGCUCUACGCACUGGAGUAAGUCAGUGUAGCUUGCAUCAGUGUAGAAAUGCACAGGAUUCUACUGUUAGCCUCUGGCUUCCAUGCCCUUAAUCUUUGUUGGUGCCACCAUUUGGGGCAGUUCAUAUUUGCUGGAUUGAAGCUAGAAACUACCUCAUGUAACCUUGACCGUUUGUGUGUUGAAGGUUGUUGUGUACAUCCUUUGCUCCUACAGAGUGAUGAACAAAUAGAAAAGCUUUUCAUGAAAAUUGACUGUUCUGCAACUGGCAGAAUUCGUUGGGUAAGUGUGUAUUGGAAACCCCAGUAAGCGAUAAUUAAUUAAUUGCUUAAAAUAGGAUGUGACUAUGAAUGAGGAGUACAACGCUUAUUGGAAUGAGUGAAAAGAUGAUACCAAGUCACGGAAUAUGCCUCUGAAACAAAGAUAUUAAUGUGUUUCUCUAUAAAACAGGGCACUUGCAUCCCCAGAUGUUGCUGAACUACAAUGUCCAUCAUCCCCAACCACUGGUCCUGCUAGCUAGGGAUGGGACUUGUAGUCCAACCACAAUUAGGACCCCAAGGUUGAGAAAGGCUAAAGUAUGCUACGAUUUCCCUUGCCGCACGAGGUGUUAAGGUUUGGCAGGUGGAGGGGCUGGUUCUCCCAAAUUUCUCCUCCAACCAUACACAUGUAUAAGAUUGCAUUAUCAAUGUGAAGUUUCAUCCUUAAAGUGUGGACACUGAACUUCUUAGUGAUACAACAAGGGUCCUGCUUUCUCCCUUAGUUGGUACCUCACAAUGCAUACAUUACCAACAUUAGUUGGCUCCAUUUUAGCAGUGAUGUGUUUAUGAUGGCAUUGUUCCUAGGAGUAAGCCCCAUUGAACACAGCAGGACUCACUUCCAAGUACAUACGCAUGGGAUCUGGCCUCUUGAGCACUGAGACAAUGACUGUCACCUUUUUCCGCCCCAGCAUGACUUCUGCACAUACAUGCAGCUGGAAUAUGCUGAACAACAUGAGUCAUCUGCCCGGUUGAAAGCGGUCUCUUUUGCACUACCUGCCACCAUAAAGGAGAUCCCACAUGGAGAGCCUGUGCUGAAAAUUUGCUCGCUGUUGGAUAGCACAUUGAUAACAGCUCGAGAAGACGGACAUAUUUCCUUCUGGUCACCACAGCUCAAGCUGAUACGAAGCAAGAUGGUGUUUGUAUGUCACAUUUUCUCAUGUCAUAGGUUCUGGGAUGGCCGGUUUUACUUAUUUAUUCAUUCUCCAAGGACCUCAAAAUGGCAAACAUGGUUCUCCCUCUCCUCAUUUAUUCCUCACAAAAGCCCUGUGAGGUGGGUUAUGCUGAGAGGCAGUGACUGGCACAAGGCCUGCUUAUUUAUUUUGGUUUAUAUGCCCUAAGUUCUGGCAAGAUUACAUUUUAAAAGUUCCUCCUCAUUCACCUGAACUUCCUUAACAUAAAAGGUUUGUGUCCUCCAGUCUUCUACCCAGGACUGUCUGUACCUCAGCUACUUUUAGUUCAAUUUUCCUUUGAAAAUAUGAGAGCCACAGUAUUCAUGAUUCAGGAAUGAUUGCUUAUUUCCCUACCCCCACCCCUUACAUUUAAAUCCUGCCUGUUUUUCAUCAUGGAACCCAAGGCAGCAUACUUGUGUGUGGCUCCAAUGCAGUCCCCCAUCCAAACCCAGAUCUACAUUGCUUCAGCAAGAUGGUGGCCUCAUGUGCCUUCAGACCAUACCUUGGAGUUAGCAAGCAAUACUUAACUUCUUGCCUUUUCUCUUUUUUAAGGAGAAAGCCUACAGAAAAUCUAAGUGGUUGAUGGAUUUCACUGUCAUGACACCAUAUAAUAAGUUGAUAUUGGGAACUGGGUAAGUGCCCUAUGCGCAAAAACUCAAAUAAAAGCCAGUUACCAAUAUAUUUUUUGUCCAAAGCUUUGGGGUUGACUGGAGAAAGCUGCAUAAACAAAGCAGUUUGGGAUCUUGGCCAGCAUUACAGGGUUGGCAUAGCGGACAGGGCAUUGGCUUUGGGGCUAACUUGAUGGGAUAUUGGAGAUCAGUAAUGGAAUCUCUUGUCUCUUUGAAUGUUAACAAAUAGAAGCUGCAAGGGUCCCUCAGUUAGGGUCACAGCUUGGGGGAAGGUUUUGAACCCUUUCCCCAACACUGUUUUCAGAAUGAAAAUCCCUCCUUCAAAUGCUAAUUGCCUCCUUAUUAUGAGAAACCAGUUCAUACAACCCAUGAUAGUAAAAUAUAUAAUAUUUCAACUUUGUGACAGGGAUCGCGAACUUCAGCUCUAUGAAAGCUCCAACUUUGAACCCUACUUUCAAAUUAGUGGUUUAGAAGCUAUACCUUUGAAUGUGGAUUACUGGUAAGGCACUCAAAAUUCAGGUCUUAUGUAAAUUAUCUUCUAAUAAUUAUGGCAUACUUCUAUAUGUGUGGCUAUAUCUAUUAUUACACUUAUAUCCUCUUCUUCAAGCUCAGACUGGUUUACUUGGAACUCCCAAGCAGGCCCAGAAUCAGGACCCAACACCCUCUAGUCACUGGCGGAGGAAGAGGAGUGUGGGGGAAGCGCUCCUCCCCUGGCAGCGCGACCCCCAGGGUGCCAUCGCAGCUGCUCCCUCACCCGCGCUGGGCGCCCUGCCCCCAGGACGUGUGCCAGCCCUGCCCCUGCCUGCUCUCCGCCCCCCGGUGCCGGAGCAUGAAGCUCUGCCACUGCCUCUAAUAGCUACCAAGGCCCCAGGACCUGUUCUGAGUCUCCUUGGGCUGAAUGCCUGUGUUAAGUUGUCAUUUUAAUUUCCCCAUGACAUUAAAUGCCGCUUUGAUUUCUCAUGAUGAAUGCCCUGAGUGCUGAUGCUAUAAAGCAUGACUGCAGGAAACCACAGGAAGGGAGAGUGCCAUGGUUUUAUAUACUUAUGAACUUCUGAAGAUUUAUUUCAUGUUUGAGACCUUAGAAUUCUUAUAACAAUUGGUUAACUGUGCACUGCGUGGAGACAAGCUGGCAAAAUCAAUAAUAAUAAUAAUAAGGUAAAGGAUCCCUGAUAGUUAAGUCCAGUCGCACACGACUCUGGGGUUGCGGCACGCAUCUCGCUUUACAGGCCAAGGGAGCCAGCGUUUGUCCACAGACAGUUUUUCCGGGUCAUGUGGCCAGCAUGACUAAGCUGCUUCUGGCGCAAUGGAACACCAAAACCAGAGCAGCACACGGAAACACUGUUUACCUCCCUGCCAGAGCAGUACCUAUUUAUCUACUUGCACUGGUGUGCUUUCGAACUGGUAGGUUGGCAGGAGCUGGGACUGAGCAACAGGAGCUCAUCCAAUCGCGGGGAUUCGAACCACCGACCUUCUGAUCGGCAAGCCCAAGAGGCUCAGUGGUUUGGACCACAAUGCCACCCGCAUCCCAUUGGCAAAAUCAAUAGUUUGUGCUAAAACCUUGGGUGUUAACAUAAUCUCCUUUAGAUAUGUCUUCAGGUUUGUCUUGGAAGUUAUUGUGCAAUAUUAUUUUGGCUCAGAUUUUAAGCAAUACUUAAUUUUUCUUCCUCUUCGUCCCCCCCCCCUCCAAUUCAGCUACACAGAUCGUGAUGAAUGCAUGAUUCUUUAUGGAGAUGACCAGGUGUGUAUUGGGUAAAAUGCUUGCUAGGGAAACUGUAGGCCUUAAAACUCAGUGGGUGGGGAACCCAUCUUGCCACAGCUGCUGUUUAAUUCCCUGGAUUAUGGAGUAGAUGUGUAGGGAAAGUACAACAGAUAGCAAGAGAAUGCCAGAGGUUGUACAGUACUGGCUAGGUGCAGUAUGUAUGGCAAAGCAGAGGACUUUCAGAUAAGCAAGGUUGGACUAAGGGAGAUCCCUCUCAUACAUCCCUCUCGUACAUAAUUUUCUAAUGGGAAAUCUCCCUUGCAACCAUGCCUGCGUCCAUAACUACAUGCAAAGCAGGCAGUCGGUACAGAUUCCCUAUCAAUAAGAACAGCUGCUGCAAGAGAAUCGUACUCAUCCUAUUAAUCUCAGGGGUUUUGUCUUCAAAAGCCUGAAAGCCUCCCGAUUGUGACCUUCCUGCAGUUUGUUUUCAGCAUGUUUCUUUGUGAUUGCAGGGCUGUGUCAAUAUCUUGCUCAUCUGCUCUGUGGGAGAGGUCCUAAGGCAAGUGUUUGAAAGUGUCUGUUGAGAAUUAAAGUAGACAUUUCGUUAAUCAUUCCACAAAAGGUGUGCUUCCAGUUGCCAACUUCCCUGAGCAACAGUAGCCACAAACCUGGAAACAGAAAAUAAUUCCUAGAAGAGGCCCCGUUAUCUUGGGAGGUUUGGAGCUACUAUUGCUGUGUUUCUACAGUGGGGGCUGUUUAACAUGGCUGAUGCAGCUAUUAAGUUUGGAUUCUGGAAACCAACUUUUCUGGGUACAGUAAGCAGUACACAUUCAACUUGUGCUCAUUCAGCUUUACGCAUUUGGCAAAAAAUGAAUGGAUGAAUGAAUGAAAAGGGGGUGGAAAGGGGGCAGGGUUCUGGGGGAAAUGACUUUGUCAAUCCCACAUGCCAUUGAACCCAAUGGGUUUUGAUUACAGUGGUACCUUGGUUUGCAUAUGUCUUGGUUUGCAUACGUUUUGGAUUACAAACACAUCAAACCCGGAAGUGCGUGUCCCAGUUUGCAACCUUUUUUUGGAUUACAACCCAUUUUUGGGGGGAUUACGAACAAAUUUUUUUUGGAGGCCCCAUUGGCGAAAGCGUGCCUUGGGUUACAACCUGUUUUGGUUUACAAAUGGACCUCCGGAACAGUUGUAAACCAAGUACCAUUUUAUAUGCGAUUUUGGCUUUAGCCAUGAUCCCUGGAACGUAACCCCCGUAUAAGUUGGUGGUUUGCUGUACAGGGCCUAAGCUCUUCUGCAAUACACAUGAGCAUGUGGCAACUGAACUCUAGCGCAGAAGAGCAUUAUUUCACUGCUUCCCUGUCUCUGCUCUGCUGCAGAUAGAAAUACAAAACUAACAAAAGGUUAGGGUGGCAUAGGACAUUUUCCAGCUGAACAGAAGGGGAAGAGGAGCAUCUACUCUUCUUAACAAAGGGAAAUAACUUGACUCUGUGUUUCAGUACUUAAUUGGAAGGUCAUGCAAGAACUCAGGGCUCUCUCUAGCCAGUUGUGCAGUGUCCUCUUCAGUCAAUUAUGAAGGUGAUGCAAUUGGCUUUAGAGCCCACAAAUGAGAAAGGUUAGGGGCCUACGAGGUGAUCUCUGAAACAACAGAACGCGCUGGGGCUCUGAGAGCUUCCACUAACGAACUCACAACAUUUUGCAAAUCACAAAACAAAGGUCAGGUGCUUCCUAUGGCGAUAAAUGGCCAAAUUAGGAACCCGAUAGCAUGGACAAGCUUAAUUAUUUUUCUUUAAUGUUAUUAUGUUCUCUGAACAUGUUUCAGAACGUGGAAAAAGCUGCCCAAAUCGGAAAACCUUCCAAGUAUUAGCCUUGAGAAUGCAGCUCUUUCUCCUAAUGUCACUUACAUCCGUUGGAAAGUUCAUGGAGACUGGGUUACUCAGGUAAACAUUGUAAAUUUGGGCCAAAUACAAUUAUAAAACAAUCUUAACAACACAACAUUAUUUAACCAAUAUUUUGUAGCAUUUUGAUAAUGUAUUAUUGUUUUCUGUCUUUUUAGCUGAAAUACUAUGAUUCUAUUAAAGCAGUCAUUUCUGCUUCAAGCCAUGAGCCUACAGCCAUCGUAAUAGGUAAUUAUAUUUCUGCUUUUGAAUCCAGGAAAUUGUUCUUACAUGUUUCCGUUUGCUUGGCUUAUAUACAAUUUCUUUUCCUUCCCAUGUUACAGUGUUGUAGUCACGUUGCAAGUACCAUCCAUGUGAUCAGUCAGGAUGAAAAGUUUAGAGCAGGAUGAGGAACCUCUGGCCUCCAGAGGUUUGAUUUUUGAUCUGAUUUAAUAGUUGUACUCUGCCUUUCAAUUGUUGAGCUCAAAAGCGGCUCACAAUAAUCACAGUAGUGUUAGAAAAGCAACGAGCAUUUCAAUCACAAUAAUAUCAAACACACUAGUAUAUAAAUAAAGCAAACGACAAUAAAUUCAUCAAAAAGAAUUAAAAGUCGUGUGGCAUAUACCAACAGGGAAAGGUUUGAGCUUCUUUUGGGAAAAUCACAAAAAUCCAGACAUCUUGCCAAUUUAGAAGUAAUACACAUUUUGAGGGCCCAAAAUUACCUAACUGGCUGGAGCAGACAGAUCCAACAGGGCUCUGCUUAUGUACUUCUAAUGGCAGGUUCUACUUGUGGUAGAUUCGCGGGUGGCGCUGUGGGUUAAACCAUAGAGCCUAGGACUUGCCAAUCAGAAGGUUAGCGGUUUGAAUCCCUGCUACGGGGUGAGCUCCCGUUGCUCAGUCCCUGCUCCUGCCAACCUAGCAGUUCAAAAGCACCUCAAAGUGCAAGUAGAUAAAUAGGUAGCUGUGAUGUAUUGGGAAGUGAGAAAAUGGAGGUAGGCAGAUGUGCAGAUUACAUGAUUGGAUGUUGAGGCCUUUUGUGUCUUCUACUGUCAGCUACGUUAUGAAGGCAAUUUCUCUUCUCUCCAGUGCUUUUCAACCAGACCCCACACACCCCAUGUCCUAUAACUAUCUGCCUAUUUGAGCAGUGUGUGAAAUCAUCUUUCCCUGAGAGCAGUUUCUUGAUGCCUAAAUGGUCUUAUCUGUCAGACCUGUCUGUAGAGUUCAGUGGUGACCACUGAAGAUCAUAUUUACAUGUUCUUUCCUUUUACCUAGAAUGUGGAAAACUUCAAGCACUGCAAGAAUCUCCCUCCUGUUUUCUUAAAUGUUAAAAUGGUCUGCAUUUUCCAAUCCCAAAAUGUGAGAGUGUUUAUUGUGUAUUAUCAGUCGUGUCAAAGUCUACUUGAGGCCUGAUGGUUGAUUCAGAAACAUUUGCCCUUCUACAGGGUGCGUUGUGGGAGCAACCAAUGUUGAGCAACAGAUGAGGGAAAUAAAAGAACACAGGAAAGAUUCCAAGGCAAGGAAAGCACAGUCGGUCCUAGGAUCUCCCUCCCAUAGAGCUGAGGGGGAUCAGAUUGUUUUUCGAGUCCACAAAGGAGUGAAAACAUUUGCACUUAGUAAAAAGAAUAACCUUCUUGUAACUGGUGGGAUGGAUCGAAUCAUUCGGAUGUGGAAUCCCUAUAUGCCUGGGUAAGAUUUUAUUGCAUUGCUGCAGCUGUUCUUAUAAGGUUUGGUUAAACUCUUUGUGCCAUUAGUUAUAAACUAUUAUCAUUUAGAACAAAUAGAUUGCUGUGAUUUGUCUUCUGAAAUACUGCAUAGAUGAACCACAGCUAGAUCAAUAAACUCUUAAUGAAUCCUAGAGUUUCCUGGGACGAGGGAUGGAUUGUUAAACCACUCUGCGAACUGUAACUCUGUGAGGGGGUCUCCUAGCAACACUCAGCACCCCUUAACAAACUAUACUAUACGAUUGCAUGGAGCCCGGACAGCCCCGUGGUUUUCUUCGGAGCUGAGGGUGACGAAACAAUCGCUGAGACAGCUAGAGCGUCGGUGGCAGAAAACUCACUCCGAAUCUGACCGGACACAGGUUAGAGCUCAACGUCGAGCCUACCAAGUGGCGAUAGCGACGGCGAAGAAGACUUUCUUCACCGCCUCUAUUGCAUCUGCAGAAAAUAGUAGCAGGAGACUCUUUCAGGUGGUUCGCAAUUUAAUGGAACCACCUUUACCACCGGGGCCUUGCAAAGACCCCAAGAUCUCCUGCAACGAUUUUGCAAAGUUUUUUGCAGAUAAAAUCACUCAUAUUCGGAAGGAACUAGACACCACCGUGGGAGCAGGGCUGGGGCGGGAGAGUGCUAGAGCUCUGUCUGGUCAAGUUGCAUGGAAUCAAUUUCAAUCCGUUACCCCCGAGGAUGUGGACAGGCUGCUUGGACGCGUGAAACCAACCACCUGUCUCCUUGAUCCUUGCCCAUCCUGGCUAAUAAAAGCAAGCCGGGAAGGGCUGGGCGAUGGGCUCUGCGGGGUGGUGAAUGCUUCCCUCCAUGAGGGAACAUUCCCAGAUCCGCUGAGGCUGUCAUUAAACCACUUCUUAAAAAACCAUCUUUAGACCCGGCUAGUAUUGCCAACUAUCGCCCAGUCUCAAAUCUUCCAUUCUUGGGCAAGGUGAUUGAGCGCGUGGUUGCUGAACAACUCCAGGCACGCCUGGAGGAUGCGGACCAUUUGGAUCCCUUCCAAUCGGGAUUCAGGCCUCAUCAUGGGACUGAAACUGCCUUGGUCGCACUGGUUGAUGAUCUCUGGCGAGCUAGGGACAAAGGUGAGAGUUGUUUCCAAGUUCUGCUGGAUCUCUCAGCGGCCUUUGAUAUAAUCGACCAUAACAUCCUUCUGGACCGUCUAUAGGGGCUGGAGCUGGGGGCACUGUUAUACAGUGAUUUCGCUCCUUCCUCCUUGGCCGUAUUCAGAAAGUGGUGGGGGGGGAUGAGUGUUCAGACCCCUGGGCCCUCACUUGUGGGGUGCCUCAGGGUUCCGUCCUUUCCCCCAUUCUUUUUAACAUCUAUAUGAAGCUGCUGGGAGAGAUCAUCAGGGGGUUUGGACUGGGUGUCCAUCAAUAUGCAGAUGAUACCCAGCUCUACCUCUCUUUCAAAUCAGAACCAGUGAAGGCGGUGAAGGUCCUGUGCGAGUGCCUGGAGGCGGUUGGAGGAUGGAUGGUGGCUAAUGGAUUGAAGUUGAAUCCUGACAAGACAGAAGUACUGUUUUGGGGGGACAGGGGGCGGGCUGGUGUAGAGGACUUCCUGGUCCUGAAUGGGGUAACUGUGCCCCUGAAGGACCAGGUGCGCAGCCUGGGAGUCAUUUUGGACUCACAGCUGUCCAUGGAGGCGCAGGUCAAUUCUGUAUCCAGGGCAGCUGUCUACCAACUCCACCUGGUACGCAGGCUGAGACCCUACCUGCCCGCGGACUGUCUCGCCAGAGUGGUGCAUGCUCUAGUUAUCUCCCGCUUGGACUACUGCAAUGCGCUCUACGUGGGGCUACCUUUGAAGGUGACUCGGAAACUACAACUAAUCCAGAAUGCGGCAGCUAGACUGGUGACUGGGGGCGGCCGCCGAGACCACAUAACACCUGUCUUGAAAGACCUACAUUGGCUCCCAGUACGUUUCCGGGCAAAAUUCAAAGUGCUGGUGUUGACCUUUAAAGCCCUAAACUCCCUCGGCCCAGUAUACCUGAAGGAGCGUCUCCACCCCCAUCGUUCUGCCCAGACGCUGAGGUCCAGUGCCGAGGGCCUUCUGGCAGUUCCCUCAUUGCGAGAAGCAAUGCUACAGGGAACCAGGCAGAGGGCCUUCUUGGUAGUGGCGCCCGCCCUGUGGAACGCCCUCCCAUCAGAUGUCAAAGCGAUAAAUAACUACCUGACAUUCAGAAGACAUCUUAAGGCAGCCCUGUUCAGGGAAGUUUUUAAUCUGUGAUAUUUUAGUGUGUUUUUGGUUUCUAUGGAAGCCGCCCAGAGUGGCUGGGGAAACCCAUCCAGAUGGGCGGGGUACAAAUAAUAAAUUAUUAUUAUUAUUAUUAUUAUUAUUAUUAUUAUUAUUAUACAGGAUGAGUUAGGAGGAGCCAUGACUUUUUAAAGCGGUAUGAUACUGCUUUCAAUGUUUAAUGCUGGCAGAACCUUUGUAUCAACAUUCAGGCCUGUCUGCCAGAGGGUUAUUGACCGUUAUGGUGAUUGAAUCCAACUGGUGUCUUAACAUUGCAUGAAAAUCUGAGGCAGGUAGAGUCAAGAACAAAAUAAUCACAGGUCAUGCCCGCACGAUACAUGCAAAGCUCUCUUAUACCACCUCAACAGUCAGGGCUUCCUGAAAAAGAAUCCUGAGAAUUGUAGUAGCACUCUUCACAAACUACAGUUCCCAUUAUUCUUUAUUUUUUUGGUGGUGGUGGGACUGUUGAAGUGGUUUAAGAACACUUAAAAUGUAUGAUGUUCUCCACCUCCCCCCCCCUUUAUUCCUAAGAGAGAGCCAGUGUGGUGUGGUGGUUAAGAGCGGUGGACUCGUAAUCUGGAGAACUGGGUUCGCUUCCCCGUUCCUCCACAUGCAGCUGCUGGGUGACCUUGGGCCAGUCACACUUCUUUGAAGUCUCUCAGCCUCACUCACCUCACAGAGUGUUUGUUGUGGGGGAGGAAGGGAAAGGAGAAUGUUAGCCGCUUUGAGACUCCUUCAGGUAGUGAUAAAGUGGGAUAUCAAAUCCAAACUCUUUUCUUCUUCUAAUGUAACCCUAAUGUCUCAACAAAUGAAACUGACCUAUGGAAAACAUAACUUGAAAAAAGAGACAUUGUGCAUACCUGUGUAAACCAAGAAAACUUUAAUAAAAAUGUUUAUUCCUUUUUUAAAAAAAAGUAUGGUGUGGAUGUGGCCACACUGCGCUAGCUCAUCUAUCUUUCUCACUUGGUACUACAAUUCUCCCUCAUUCGUAUGUGUUUCAGUUACAGUAGUGCCAAUGUUAAUCCAUCUCUUUUGUUUCAUUAUAUGUUUGAAGCCGCUCAGUCUUUAAUGUUCUGGUCCAAUUGCAGAAGGCCAACAGGCAUGCUCAGAGGCCACAUGGCCCCUGUCUUCUAUGUCCACAUAUCUGAAGAGGAUAAAAUAUUCUCCAUGUCAACAGACAACACAGUGAAGGUCUGUCUCUGUUUUUUGCAUGCGCUGAGUUACACUUGUCACGUCUUCAGUACUUUCUCUUUAGCGUGUCUCAAUUAUUUUUGCAGAUUUGGGAUGUUGAGGACCAGACUUGCUUAUUCACAGCCUGCUCAAAAAACAGUGGAAUUAAAGGAGAGAUUAGUGCUUGCCACUACAUACCAGGCGUAAGAUCGCUCUGCGUUGCCACGGAUACACUGGCUAUUCUCCAUCUAAGACUACGGUAAAAAGAAGAAGAAGAAAGCAAACAGACCAGAACUCAUGGUCUUAAAGCCAAACUAAGUGUUUAAAUGAGUGUUCAUGGAUAUGUUUAUUUUGGAGAAAAAACUGCCAUUGAGUCCCCAAUCUGGAAAGUGUUUCUAAUCUGGAUUGGGGUCCCUUGCCAGUUUGCUGCUGAAAAUCAGCCCAUGCUUGACUUAGAAUAAUAGAAUAAUAGAAUCUUAGGGUUGGAAGGGACCCUGAGGAUCAUCUAGUCCAGCCCCCCACAAUGCAGGAAUCUCAGCUAAAGCAUCCAUUACAGAUGGCCAUCCAAACUCUGCUUAAAAACCUCCAAGGAAGGAGAGUCCACCACCUCCUGAGGGAGUCUGUUCCACUGCUAAACAGCGCUUACUGUCGCAAAGUUUUUGCAAAUGUUUAGUCGGAAUCUCAUUUCUUCCAACUUGAAGCCUUUGGUUUGAGUCCCACCCUCCAGAGCAGGAGAUGUUAGCAGGAAACCAUGAAUUUGGGGUGGGAGGGAGUAGCCAGGGAAAAAAAUAAUUUGACACCAGGAAACUAGUUUGAGGCCCAUCCAAAUUGGGGUCAUUCUCUGAAUUGGGAAAACUCUGUUUGCUUUUUCUCUAAAAGAAAAGCAGCAUGAUUACUCACAUUUGUUUAAUCACAUGAUGAACAACACAUAGUACAGUGCUACCUCAGGUUACAGACGCUUCAGGUUACAGACUCCACUAACCCAGAAAUAGUACCUCGGGUUAAGAACUUUGCUUCAGGAUGAGAACAGAAAUCGCGUGGUGGCGGCAGCAGGAGGCCCCAUUAGCUAAAGUGGUGCUUCAGGUUAAGAACAGUUUCAGGUUAAGAACAGAAUGGACCUCUGGAACGAAUUAAGUUCUUAACCCGAGGCACCACUAUAGUCUGGCCCUUAAACAUCUAAGAUCUGUAUUUAUGCAGGGGUGUAGCUAGCUGCUCUGGCACCUGGAGUGGCAGGGGCAGGACGAUCCGCCCACGGGGGCGCCACGGCGAUCCGCCCAGGGGGGUGGCACGGUGAGCUGCCCACAGCGUCCGCCUGGCAGACACAAGCCCUACGCUGCUGUUUCGGGCAGUGCGGAGCCCUGAGCCACCCUGUCACUCCCAGGAGAGCCGCGUGCCUCGGGCACACUGCAGGCCAGGCCCCGCGGCAAGUGCCGUGCCCUGCGGCGUGCCAUUUUGUCACCCCCUCAGGGAUGACGCCCUCGGGUAGACCGCACCCCCCGCUUCCCUCUUCCUACGCCCCUGUAUUUAGGGAGAAUGGAAUACUAGAAACUGCUGCCAACAAGGGUUAAUUUACAGAGAUGAAAACAUUAGGUAAAGGUACCCCUGCCCGUACGGGCCACUCGUGUCUGACUAUAGGGUUGCGUGCUCAUCUCGCUUAAGAGGCCAGGAGCCAGCGCUGUCCGGAGACACUUCCGGGUCACGUGGCCAGCGUGACGAAGCUGCAGCUGGCAAGCCAGCACCAGCGCAGCACACGGAAACGCCGUUUACCUUCCCACUAUAAAGCGGUCCCUAUUUAUCUACUUGCACUUAGGAGUGCUUUCGAACUGCUAGGUGGGCAGGAGCUGGGACCGAACGACGGGAGCUCACCCCGCCGCAGGGAUUCGAACCGCUGACCAUACGAUCAGCAAGUCCUAGGCACUGAGGUUUUACCCACAGCGCCACCCGCGUCCCACAUGAAAACAUUACAAAGCCACAAAAUGUUAAAUUCCAUGUUUAAUUCAAACCUUUUAAAUUUUUCUUUUUGAAAAUAAUCUUGACGAGAUCCCAGGGUGUUGUUGGACUGCAAAAUAUGGAGCACUUUUCCACAUAUGUGGAAAAAAUGCAAUAAAAAUAUUUUAAAAAAAAACAACAAAAUAUGGAGCACUGAGUUUAGGACUGGAAAAAUGGAGAGAAGGAUUGACAGAUCCUUCCACCCCUAAUCUUAAUGCAAAUUUGUAUAAUGGGCUAGUGCUACAAGCCCUUUAAGUACUCAACAGCACCCCUGCCAGCCCCAGAUGAGGAUAUUUAGCUCAGCAGACACACCCCUGAACUUCAACUAUAUUCACAUCAGCUGUGCAUGCACACCUCCCUUGCUGUAUAAGGGACAGGUGUCAGAACCUGAUUUUUCCCAGGCUGAUUCUCACUUAACAUUAAGCAGCAAGACUUAAUUAAGAAAAAAACCUCCCCACAUUUCCCACAUACUGCAAUUCUAAAUCAGUUCUGGAGAGUCUGCCAUCCAGACAAGCCCGAUACAGGUGUACUUACUGCUGUAUUGAUAGUUUGACCCUCACUUCUUUUGUUUUUUAUUCUCCAUAAGGAAGAUUGCCUCCAGAUCCUCACUUGGUUACUUCCCAUAAGAAGCCAGUUUUGUGCUGCAAGUUCAACGAAGUGUUCAGGCAUGUUGUGAGCUGCUGUGAGGGUUCUGUAAGUGAAACGAUACUGUAAAAUAGAACCAACUCCAUGUAUUUCCCAAUGUGUAGCUGUUCCAUUUUGACACAUGUAGUUGAGUUUUUUGUGUUUGCUCUCUAUGCAUAGAACUGGACUAAUUUUUACUUAUUUCAAAUGUGGGCCAUUGAAUCCUGACCAUGGUGUUUAUUCAGAUGCUUUCCUAUGUAUGUGUGUGUGUGUGUUUUUAAGGUGGUCAAGGUGUGGGAUUUUGAUAGCGGAAAGCACUUAUUUGAAUUUGGCAAUGCUCAUGGUGGUUCUGCGGUAACCUGCCUCGCCUUCGAUCCUAGCAGAAGAAGGUAUGUUUCUAAAUAUGCCUUUUUUGGGGGGGGGGACCCCCACUCUAUAUAAAUUUUAGCUGUGUGUCCCCACCCCUGGCACACAAGUAUCUACGCAGGUGGAAUAAAUGAUGCAUUUAUUUCAUUCACGUUCUAGACUAAUCACAGGAGGACGAGAUGGUUGUUUGAAUGUAUGGAAUUACAAUAAUGGGCAUUGCUUGCACACGCUGAAAAGAGGUAAGCAGCACGCUGACGCAAACGGCCCCAAAAAAUGUUACGUCUGUAGAAAACUCAUACGACUUGGAUGUUGCAACGCUGCUGUGUUUUUCUUACCUGCAGAAGACAAAAGUGACGAAGUCUGUGACUGCACCUAUGUGGAAGUCAACAAAAACAAGUAAGCAAUGCAAACCAUAACCAGAUACUGCCAUUGAAGGCUGACAUCUUAGGGAAGAGGUGCUUAAUUUAUUUAUAUUAAGGUGCAUUUCUCUUCUCCAUAUGGCAUUCUGAGAAUAUGACAUGUAUCUUUGUCACCUAAAUUGCCCCGCCCCCCCAUGAGUGUUCCACAAAAUAUCCUUGCUGUAAGGAUGAAAUAUACUCGGAGUCCUGUAGUAAUUUCAUGCUCUUUAUUGCAGCUUGUAAGACAGUGAUUGAAUUGCCCGCCAAACCUCUGGCUUUUAUAUACAUUAUUUACACAAUGAGUCCCGUCUGAUUGGCUGAUUCUGCUUCCCUCCUGGAGCCUGAUUGGUCUUUUCCUGCAAGCCAAUCCAUUGUUGCAUUCUACUAUCCUACCAGCCUAAUAGGCUGAUUAACUUCCUCCUGGAGACUGAUUGGUCUUUUCUUGCAAGCCAAUCAGUUGUUGCAUUCUAGGAUCCUACUUGCUUAUUGUUCUAGGAUCCAAGCUUAGUGCAUAACAAAGGACUUCUUCGCCUUAUACUGAAUGAGACCAUUGAUGGUGGUUCCUCUGCCUUUCAGGGUUGGCCUUUCCCACUUUCCUGCUACCUCAAAUGCUUUUUAGUUUUUAGGCAAGGAAUGCUAGGGGUCGAAUGUGCAGCCUUCUGCAAUGCAGAGCCUAUGCUGUCACACUGAGCUAUGGGGCUUCCUUUGGAUUGCAAAGGCAUUUGAUCGCGUAUGAAUACAUACAAUAGUACUGCCAAGAAAAAAGAAUACUAACACCUUGGGUGCCUUUAGCAGGUGUUUAAUAUGUAGAGAUUAGCUGGUAAUGCUUUGAAUGGCAUGGAGCCAAAUGUGGUCACCUGCUAAUUCAUGCAGAUCAAAAGCCAUUUAUAAAGGGGAUACCUAGAGAGACCUGCUCAGAAGUUGUCAGACAGAAUGCACACUGACACAUUCCCUACUUGCUAAAGACCAGAUCAGGUAAAGAGUUGUUGCAAUAUUUGUGUGUGGAAUUCCUUGCGGCUUGGUUCCGCGACGGGGUGAGCUCCCGUUGCUCAGUCCCAGCUCCUGCCCACCUAGCAGUUUGAAAGCACGUCAAAGUGCAAGUAGAUAAAUAGGUACCGCUCCGGUGGGAAGGUAAACGGUGUUUCUGUGCGCUGCUCUGGUUCGCCAGAAGCGGUUUAGUCGUGCUGGCCACAUGACCCGGAAGCUGUAUGCCAGCUCCCUCGGCCAAUAAAGCGAGAUGAGCACCGCAACCCCAGAGUCGGUCACGACUGGACCUAACGGUCAGGGGUAUCUUUACCUUUACCUUGCUAGUGGGUAUAUGCUAUGCAACUGUAAAAAAAAAAAGUACUUCCAAUUCCAUUUCCAUCCCAGAAGGAUACCAUGGUCACUGAUACCAAAAGGUCCAGCAGAACCAUCACGCUCCCCCUAUCCAAUUCUCAGCACAAAUCAUUCACCAAGGUGACCAAAGCUAUCUCAGUCCCAUAAUCAGGCCUGAAAUGGAUCUAGAUCCAUCUGUCUCCUCCAAAAAAACCCCUGGAGCUGAGAUAUUAGAAACUGGCCGAUAAUUAUCCCAUAAUUCAGGAUUCAGGUCUGGAUUUUUCAGUAGAGGCCUUGCAACUGCCUCCUUUAGGCAUGCCUUGUUCUAAGCAGCCACUGACCCCUCACUCACUUAGCCAGUCCCCCGCUGCCCCCUUUUUUAAGAGCCAGGAAGGGCAAGGAUUUAGUACACGUGUUAUGUACUGAGUUGAAUAAGAUCCAAAAUGCAGCAGUGUGAUUGGUCCUAGAACAAUAGGGUCCAGAAUGCAGCAGUCUGAUUGGUCCACAGGAGCCACCCAAUCCAGCUCCGGGUGGAAGUGAAUCCUCAACCUGAUUGGCCUACAGGUGAAUCCCGGAAGUAGCCAAUCACGUGGGGCCCAUUGUGUAAAUAAUGUAUAUAAAGCAGACAUUCUGGGGUAACUUCCAUUCCUCCUCACCACUAUGAGCUGAAUAAAGAGCAUGUAAUCCACUCUUGACUCCGAGUAUAUUUCAACACGUUUGGUAGCUCUCACCUUUUCAAAGAUUCUGUCCACAUCCUCAGGCUGGACAAAUGGAAAAGUUUCCAUUAACACUGGACAAGCAGAGGCUAAAGGGACAUCCAUCUUCUAGAAUCUCAUGUUGCCAAUUUGGCGAAAGGCCAUAGCUUAGUGGCAGAACCUCUGAUUUGAGUUUUUAGUUAUUUGUUAAAAUAUUUAUGAAGCAGACUUUUUCAUGGGAAAUAUAAUGGGGGGGGGGAUAUAAUGCAUGCGGAAAGUCCCAGGUUCAACCCCAAACAUCUCCAGGUAAGGCUGGGAGAGACCCCAGCCUAAAAAACCUGGGAAGCUGCUGCCAGUCAGUGCAGACAAUACUAAGCUGCAUGGACAAAUGAUCUGACUUAGUUUGAGGGAGUGUCCUCUGUUCCUGUGCCUUGAAACAGACCCUAACCAAACUGGGUUGUGAUAUUUCUAGAUUAUGAUCCAAUUAUAUAUGUAGGGUUGUCAUAUUCCCAAAAGUGAAAAUCAGGACAAAGUUGAGCUGGGGGGGGGGGGGAUGCUUUUAAAAAAGUUUUUAAAAAGAAAUCCGGGUUUUCCCGAACAUUCAGCAAAAAACCGCCUGGACGUAUGGCAGCCCUAAAUAUACGUGUAACAUUUGUUUGCUAACUCUUCUUCCAGGUACAUCGUAGGUGUUGGAUGGGAUCGAAGGAUAAACUUGUUUUAUGUAAGUAGCAAAAGUGCACAUGAAAAGCAUUUUGAUACGGUAUCAUGAUUCAUUAUUGAAAUUUCACAUUGUGCCAAAGCACUGGGGUAGAAAAUAGGUGGGGAAGAUAUUGAGCCUGGCCAAUGGGAUGGUAGAAUUAAGGCCAAACUCUCUUUUUGCACAUCUGGCUAACAACAUUGGUGUCAGAGUCAAAAAGGGGAGGAACAAGCAGAAACAGAAUCUUUGUCAUAAACUUAUAAAACACAUAUAUAUCCUUAUGUUCACACAUAUGUAUCUUUUCGUUUGGAUGUAUGUAUGUUGCAGGAUUCCACAGAAAACUUUCAUCACUUUCAGAAACCUCAAGCCCACUGGCAGGAUGAUAUAGUAAGAUUCCACCUUGGCCUUCUUCAAAUCUAAAUGCCUUUUUUGUAUACUUCGAAAACUCUUUAUUGAUGCUGAGCACAUGUAUGGUGUUUGAUAUGUAGAAUUUCAUAUAGGUGGUAUGCAGUGCAGUCUGAAGCAGGUAGAGUUCUUUUCAGCUCACUGGAACUUAACCUCUGCCUUAGUAAGUCCAGAAUGGCCUUACCGGGAGGCCCGGCCAGAUGGGCAGGGUAUAAGUAAUAAAUUAUUGUUAUUAUUAUUAUUAUUAUUAUUAUUAUUAUUAUUAUAUUAAUUUAUUGAUGCCUUUGAAUAGUAUGCAUGGAACUAGUUAUGCUGGAUUAUAAAACUGUAGGACUCAAGUACAUUAGUAAAAAACAGUGUUUUGAAUGCAUUAUAAACAUGCAACACCAGAUGGCGCUGUAGAGCACAAAAUUUGUCUAUGCAAUUUUAGAUAGCGUUUCCCCCCCUUUUUUCUAUGAUUUAUAACUUUUUAUAGUGUUUUUCCCCCUGUCUGUAGAUCCACUCUAAGACUAGCAUUGGAUGAACCGGACAAUUUUAGUUUCUGCCUGGUUCUCUUUUUUCCAGCCUUUAAGUUCACUUCUCUCCAUUUCCAUAUCAGUUUGCAAUUUUUUUAAAAAAAGUAUGCAUGAAAAUUCAAGUGUAUUUUGAAUGCAUUUCAUUUAAUAUAUGCUUUUCUAUAUGGAAUUUUCUCUAUAAUAUACACACAUUUUUGCAAACAAUUUCCUGUAACAUAAAGCAUUUAAAACUUUACUUUCACUAAUAUAAUCAUUUUUAUGAGCACUUUCCCAUUUGCAUUGCAAAAUCAGGAGACUUGCAAACUAGGAAGUAUGCCUGUAUUUUAGUUUGCACAUCUGUUCAGGAAGUGCAAAAUGAUUUCUCUCACAUCCCCAGUAGAGACCAAAUGACUACUGUUUGUUUUUCUGUGAAGGAGGACCCAAUAAGGGGGAUAUUCUGUAGCUUACUAUUUUCUGUGAACGUGCAUGAGCUGCUGAGCUUCAGCAAAUUCCAUGGGCAUAUUAUGAGCUCAAUAUAACCCAGAAGUCCUGUGCAUUCUAAGGGGUAAAAGUUGGUCUGCCAGAAGUUUCUACCUUAUCUUUUAUGAAGACUUGUUCUCGAUUGGGGGGGAUGGACAUGUAGCAGCAAUAUUGACAUUUGAGGCUUUGUGGUUGACCACAGUUCAGUCUUAUGUGGUGCCAGUUUGCAGGGCUUGAACUGCCCAUUGAUUGAUACAUGAAGUACAGCUCCGAAGCGACAAACACAAAGGAGAACCAGCACUGUUUUUUUCACUCCCUCUCUCCCAGAACCGGGGACACAAAGAGGAUAUUUUGUGCAUUGCUCAGUGCCCACCUACUCUCCUUGCAACCUCAAGUUAUGAUGGUGAAAUUAUUGUUUGGAAUAUGAUGUCGGGUCACAUAUGUCAUAAAUUCCACACUUCAGUUGCCGCUGCCUCUGUUAGUACCAAAUGUAAGUUCACUCAUCUAAAAAAAUACUGCAGAAAACAGAUUCACCCAGGACUACUAUGUCUGGAUGAAUCAAUCAAUCUGUAUGAAUCAUUGUGGAACUGAAUAGACAUGGAAAACAUGAAAGUUGAAAGGUGAAGCCCAUCCCAAGUUGUUUUAUUGGCUAACAGGCCUGGUAUGGUUGAGAGAGACACCAGUUUCUACCCCACAAGGAUGUGAUGUAGCCAGCUCAAUAUAAUGACAGUUGCUGUUUUUUACAACUUUCCACUUGUAAUUCGUCACCUCCCAAUUUGCGGAUGGGUGGGCAGGAAGUGACCCUGCAUCUUCAGUUAAGGUCUGAAGUCUCUAAUAUAGUACUAGUCCCUCACAGCCCCCCUCCCUUGCAAAUAGUAUUGUGAUUGUGAGCAGAUGUCUUGGUAUACAGCUCUUAUUAUCUUGAAAUAAGGACUUUUAAACAACCAUCCCUGUCCCAUUUGUUAUGCAGAUGUUAUUUGAGUUGCUAUAGUACAAACAACUGUUUGGUCUGUGGUAACUCUGCAUGCAUUGAUAGGGUCAGGUUGAAAGCCAUAAGGAAAUAAACAUUGCUACAUUUCGGUGACCCCCCUGGAGCAGAUUUUGGGGGCACGCAAGGAGAGAAAGGGCAACUCCAGUUGUGUGAAUGAAAUGCAACUUGCAUUUUUUUAAAGAUUACAUUUAGUUUUUAGUCAGUUGGCAGACUGAAAGCCUGACAAAACAGCCACGUAUUUACAGUGGUACCUUGGGUUACAUACGCUUCACGUUACAUACGCUUCAGGUUACAGACUCUGCUAACCCAGAAAUAGUGGUUCAGGUUAAGAACUUUGCUUCAGGAUGAGAACAGAAAUUGUGCUCCGGCCGUGCAGCGGCAGCAGGAGGCCCCAUUAGCUAAAGUGGUGCUUCAGGUUAAGAACAGUUUCAGGUUAAGAACAGACCUCCAGAACGAAUUAAGUACUUAACCCGAGGUACCACUAUAUACAUUUCAGAGUUCAACCUAGCAAAACACCUUUUAUCUACUCAAUGGUAAGAGGGGGUUUGGAAUGAAGCAUCUGAAAUCCAUGAGAGUGGAAAUGUAAAUGUAAACAUCAGGAAAGUUAAUGGCAGCAAUGCUUGCAUGCAAAUUGUGCCUUUUGACUGUAGCUUAAUGAAAGUAUUUGAAUAUUUAAUGGUGUUUCCUUUGAAGGAGCAAGUCUUCUCUUUUUGUCCUCCCCAGCUGUCGAUGCAAGUGUUAGCCGCGUAAUCUUUCUAAAGACCCGGGCGGUGAAAUUUGAAUCGGCUGCAGCCUCGCUUGUUUCCAAUGGGCCGCAAGGUAAGAUGGAUGAAAUGUUGGUUGGUGGUGUGGCCUACCAAAACUCUAGGCAACCAAACUAACACAGUCAGUCAAAAUCAUCAAGGGGUUGGAGCAACUCCCCUAUGGGGAAAGGGCUGGUGCAGCCUCUUGUACAAGUGGAAGCAUCUAGAACAAGAGUGGGGGUCCUUUGGCCCUCCAGAUGUGGCUGAACUGCAAUUCCUGUCAGCCCCAGCAGGCAUGGCCCAUGGCCAGAGACUAUGGGAGCUUUGGUUCAGCGACAUCCGCAGGCCAAAGAUUUGCCUGUCAACAACACUGCAGAAGCCCUUGCACACGCCUUUGCAGAGCAGGAAGUAAUUGCCAUGCUGAUUUCUAAGGUAACAAAGCUGCGCAUGGUGCUAGGAUCCUGAAGGAAGGGUACCUGGAAGAGAUAAGAGGCCUGAGGCUUAGGGACAGUGGAGCAGGGGCCAAGGAGGGCAUAAGGUCUGGGCCUUGACAUCCUGCGCCUUUUAAACAUUGUAUAGAAGUGUGAUCUACCAACUGGAUUUUGUCAUCACUGUUGUACUAUCCUGGGGUGCUGAAUUUCUGGCAUCGAUUUCAAUUACUACAUUCUUCUGGUUUAGUCCUAAUGCAACCAAGACUGACAGACUGGAUUUCUUUCAUUGUUAUUUCCUGUUAGUGUAAAUUGUUGGUCUCAAAAAAGUCACCAGAGAUUCUCCCUGUGUCCCAUACAUAAUCCAGUGGUCUCUGAUUUGGAGAGAUGUUAUGUAGGACUGUUUGUAAUCAUCAUUACAAAUCCCGCUGGCUACAUGAUGAUUACUCAAAUGUUAAGAGCCACUUCAAGCCACACGUUCGGUGUGGCAUUGUAGUUUUGUGAACCGGCCUUCAGACAUUUCUGCUCUCCCGAAUGCUUUGUUGCCACAAAAGUAUUCUUCUGCUUUGAUACUGGCUUGUCCCUUCUUGUUACCAUUUUUUCAGGCCAUCUGUAUUUCUGGAGCCUGCGCACUGGGGAUCCACUUAUAGCAAGUUUUGCACCUGUAAGUUUCGCAGAUGGGAAGUUGCCAAAAUGUUUGCUGGGGUUCUGUGUUUAAUUGCAGCAAAGGCUUAACAGCCUCUGUUUGAAUGCAUUGUGAGCUGAAAUGCUUGUGUGAUACAUGUAGCCCAAAGCCACAACCAUGUUAGUUAAUCACAUAUGACCCCAUGUACAAAUAGCAAUUAACACCAGCUUCCCAGGUGGUGUAAAUCAGGGGCAGCGAUUUGGCAGCCCACGGGCUAGGUGUAACUCAAGGCUGGCUUGCUGCAAUGCACUUUAUGUGGGGCUGCCCUUGGGUGCCACAAUUGUGGUGACUGUGGUUGAUGGGAGUUGUAGUCCAAAACAUCUGGAGGGUGCACGGUUGGGGAAAGCUGUGCUAGAUGAUGACAACUUCAGGACACCUAGAUUGUUCUGGCAUGGAGAUUGAAGCUCCCCUCCCAUUAGAAUAGAGAAGUUAUGUAACUGUGUUAACUAAAAACGUGGUUUGCAUCAAUGUGUGUUCCAGUCAAGAGGGAAAUCCUUGAUUACCGGCAUUGCCGUGACUGCUGAUGAUUCAUAUUUGUAUGCUGCCGAUGAGGAUGGAUACGUGUAUGUCCAUGACAUCAAAGAUUAUGCUCUUCAGGAUCCAGAACAAGAAGCACCAAAGUGUAUGUCUACAUGUACAUUUUACUUCCAGUAGAAACGUUUAGCAUCUCUGCUUUUGGGUUAUAGAUUGACAGCACAAAUGCACAUGUGUACUUAAAAGCAAGUCCAGUUGGACUCAGUGAGUUGCAAUAUCAUUUAAGGUAAAGGGACCCCUGACCAUUAGGUCCAGUCAUGACCGACUCUGAGGUUGCGGCACUCAUCUUGCUUUAUUGGCCGAGGUAGUCAGCGUACAGCUUUCGGGUCAUGUGGCCAGCAUGACUAAGCCGCUUCUGGCGAACCAGAGCAGCGCAUGGAAAUGCUGUUUACCUUCCCGCCGGAGCGGUCCCUGUUUAUCUACUUGACAUGCUUUCGUACUGCUAGGUUGGCAGAAGCAGGGACCGAACAACAGGAGCUCACUCCGUCGCAGGGAUUCAAACUGCCGACCUUCUGAUCGGCAAGUCCUAGGCUCUGUGGUUUAACCCACAGCGCCACCCGCGUCCCUGCAAUAUCAUUUACCUGGGAGUAAAUCCAAUUGAAAUCAAUGGUGUUUACUUCUGAGUAGACAUGUAUAGGAUUGCCCUUCAUGUGACUUCAGACACACCUCACUGUUUUUGUAUGUUAGUACAUGCUGUAAUGUAUGUUUUAUCCAUGAACUUAGGCUGGAUCUAGACACAUCAAAAAAGCGUUUCAGAAAAACGUGUUGUGAACUUCAUAAAGGGAAAACACGUGGCCGAAGGGCAGGACUCCACAGCUCCAUCUAGUGGCACAGUGUUAUAACACACAUAAAGCUCUUUUUCUUUGCUAAUGUAGCUGAGUCCUGUGUUCUAUUCCUUUCUGUUGCCACAGAUGUGAACCACUGGAGAGCUCAUUUGAAUCUGGUUCCAUCGUAAGUAUUGGCUUAACCUUUAACAAAAAAUAAGUUGUGCACAUGGAUUUCUAACUGGUUGUCCUCUCUGGCUUGACAAAUAGGUUAGAAGUUAUAGAUGAAGAGAACAUCCUGCUAUCCUGUUCAACUGAUCGUACUGUUCGCUUGUGGAGCCUGGAUGGAGAAUACAUUGGUAAAUGGCACAUGCACAAAACACAAGGACCAUAUUACUCAUUUAAGAGGAACUGACAGCUUUGUGUAGGAAUGCACCCUAACAUAGACGGUUGACACAUUAACAUUUACUAGGGCUCCAGUGAGCACCCACCUCCCGGUGUUUGAAGCUGUGCACAUGCAAAUGUAGCUGCAUCUGCCCUGCAGUUUAUUGAGAAAUACUGCUUUUUGAUAUGUUUUCUCCUUGAACUUCUGUCGGACUUGAAAACUUAAGCCAUGUGCCUACUGCAAUUAAGCUGAGGUGUGUACAUUUGAGACAGUAAUGGCACAUGCGCAAAUGACAGGACACGCACAGGUGACAGCUUCAUGAAUUAAGAGUUGGAAGGGAUGCAGCUUCCAGGAAUGUGGGUGAAGACAUUUCUGUCCUCUCUCUGGUGCCUACAACAUUGUGCAACUUGAAACGCGGGGUGGUGGAUUUUGCUUCUCAAAUGUCCACAUUCUAAGGUAUUGCAGCAGGUUGUUGGUUAAGCCGCUCUGAAGCAGCAGUUACUCACACACACAACUGCUGUGUGCAAAGGGGUAAGCAUCCAACCUGCCCAUGACUCCUGUAGGUGCAUUCCUCAUCCCUAUGUUAUCAUGAGUUGUUUUGCAACAGCUUGCCCUAGGACUCCAUCUCUGGGUGUGCAUCACUGGAGAAGACCAAAGAGCUUGCAGUAAGAGAGAAAUGGAAGCUACUGCUAUUUGACCAACAUCCUGUUUAAGAAAUACAAUGGCCCUGGGUUCAUAAGUAAUAUUUCUUUUUAGAAAUGCUCUCUGCAGCCUCAAGUUACUGAAGGAGCUACUUCCACCGCAUGCUGUUUCUUCAGUUACACUUGUUUAGGGGUUCCUUUCCUUUCUCUCCCCACAGGAACCUUUGGCCAAGCAGAACCUUGGGAAAUUUUUACCCCAUCCUCCUGGAAACAUCCCAUGGUUCCUUAUGAAAUCCUCAUCGAUCCUCAAAGUAUGCCCAUUCACCCCGUGCUAGAAGGCAAGCCCUCCGAUCUGCAGCUUCCAGAGCAAGAGAAGAGAACUCAGGAUGCUGUCACACCUAAGGUUCGUAUGUCAACUGCAGUGGUGCAGUUAAUAGGGGGAGGCCAUGAGCUACAUCCUGCCCCCACCAGUUUCUCAUGUAUGCCUUUGUCUGUGUUAUGAAAGCACUGCUAGUCAAUGCAAAAUGAGCAAAUUGAAUCGUUUUAUUUUCCUGCAACUCCAGCAAUUGUUGCUGGGGCAAUGUUUCUGUUAAGGUCCUGCUUUUUCCUUUGAAGGGAGCAAUCCUAUGGUCCUUGGGAUGGUUCUCUAGGCCCAGAUGAUUUUGCAGAUUUCCCUUUCUGAUGGCAGAGAGAGUGAGAAAGCAAAGAAUUCUGGGAGCAUAUAAGGUACAGUAAGAUAAGCACAAAGAAAUUCUAAAGCAGCCAUGACCACACCUUGCCAUUCAGUCGAUGCUAAAUGCACCUCUCUGGCCUAUUAAAAUUAAUAUGUAAAUCCAGGAGGGAGGAAAAACCUGUUAAAUGUGUACCAUGCUGAAAUAGCAACUUAAAAGGCAGAUUUUGGCAAUGAAACCUUGGAGAAUGAUUUAACAGUGUGCAAAGUACAGAAUGGAAAUGGCUGCCAUCUGAUUGGGUACCAGCCUUAUGCCAUCUGCUUCAGUAAGGAUUGUCCAACAUAGCAGCUCCCAAAACUUCCAUGGAGGAAGAUUCAAGAGCAGCAGCAGCACCGGCUGCUAUUGCUAUUCUAACAGCAGUUAAGGUGUAUGAAUAAUGCAGUGGCUGUUCUUCUGCUUUCGGCAGGAAGCAAUCUCUAAUCCCCGGCUCUCCCCGGCUCCAGUUACCAGCGAGGACAUUCAAGAUGAAAUUAGCAAGCGUCUUUAUGCAAACACUUCAAGCAGGAGGUAAGCGGGAAGCCCAGGCUGGCAAGUAAAUUGACAGCAUUUCCAGAGAGUUUUCUCUUCCCACCUGCAACUUCCUUUCCCCACCCCCUAGGUUGAAGCAUGAGCGAUCCAAGCUUUUAAACAGACGGGUUAGCCACGGGGGACCUAACACUUACCGCACAAUCAACUAUUAUGAAAUUGACAGUUUCCCAGGAAACUGCCGGAAGCCUGAUUUGUCUGUUCUUGGUACAGACAUUUUCAGUGCUAAUUACAAAGGAGCAGCCGAGUAGCAAGAAACUGAGCCCGUCAUUUGCCAAGUCACUGGAACCAAGGCCUGCUUAAAAGUCCUGGUGUAAUUUCUUCUGUUGGACUAUUCCCCACCCUUCAGCUGAAAUGGUGCUUAAUAAGCUAAACUUGCAAAGAAUUUUCCUGACCAAAAUCCUCCUCUUUAAAGCUAACAGUGUUGCUGUUCUGUUGUCUCAUUUCACUGAUACAUAUCUCUGCUCAAACGGACGACAAAAACAUUGAUAGCCAGUAUGACGCAAACUAGAGUUUAGCAGGUAUGUUUCACUUUUCUUUUUACUGUGAGAGAGACUUAAAGGCUUAAUUCUUCCACUGAAAACUGUUGGCGUUGGGUCUAGGUUCAAGUCAUAAUUUGGGUAGAUGCAUGGAAAAUCAGUGAGAUUUAAGUUAGACAUGGCUAAUUUACACCCUUGUGGUUUCAUACUUGAACUGGAGGCUACAUCCAGUCCACUGAGCCGUAAGUAUUUAAUUUUUUUAUUCAGAAAGUAUUUAUGUGCUACUAACAGGUAACACAAAACCAACACUGUAAAGAACUAGACCAUUUCAAUGAACUUUAUUAAAGCUCACUAAAGGCACCACAAGAACUUACAACAGGAUCAGUUUAACCUUCAUUCAGUUUUUUCACACAUGAAAGCGACUUGUUGAGCAAGAGACUGAACUUAAGCAAUUCUGCAUGCUGCUUCACAUAUUCCUUCUAAUUUUUUAGUCUAGCAAAUAUUAUGGACAAUGGGUACAAAGAACAUUUUCUUUUAAGUUUUGGUUUUCGUGUAUGCCUUUGACUGAAUGUCUUUUGCCAGUGGAAGAAACGUAUCAAAAAUGGAGAAGAAAGGAAAAACUACCUUGGUGUCUACAAAAGCUAGCUGCAACCCUUUCAAAAGGAGCAAUACCUUUUGUAACAUUCCCUUGAUAUUAAGUAGCUUUAACUGAUUACAAAAGGUUAAAUUCCCGCACAGAAGAUUUUGUUAAGUGUUCACAAUUCCACAGGAAUCUGAAAGUUACCAAGGCAAUUUUCCUUUUAGGAUUAUCAUGAUCUCAACUUCUACCGUUUCAAUAUAUUCGUUCCCCAAAUAAUAUAACAGAACUCAAAACUCUUUAAAACAAAUUAUAAAUACCUCCCCUCAAACAUUACAUUCCCCCCAUUCACAUAAUACAUCUGAAGUCUUUUCUCAUGAUGAAGGCUGCUCAUUGAAAUGCAUUGGGUCUAGUCGAGGUCCAUGUUAACUGGGCUCUCGUUUAUGUGACAGUCGCCAUUUUGCUGCACUGUCUCAAUGUUCUUAAUCUCUUCCAGCUCUUCGUUUUUAUGAUUAGGCGAUGGUUCUGGUGGCGCUUCCUGUUUGGGAGAGUCUACCUUUGGCUUGGGUUGGGUUACAAUGGGCUCACACAAGCUGUGCAGCUCCUAAAACAAAAAAUCCCAAAAAUUAUAUUGAUGCAGUUGACCAAUAUGUAUAAACUACUGCCUUAUUUUAGCUCAGUCACCCUGACACGCUUGAAAAACAACCACUCUGUUUAGGCCAGAAACUAAUUUACUGCGAUAACCUGGCUGAUGGCAGAAAAAUACAGCCCUGCAUCUCCUCUCCUGCUUCCCAUAACAUCUAGUAAUACAAAGUGCAUCAAAGAUGUCACCAUUCUCAAAACCUUCCCACUCCCAGAAGUGGCAGCCAAUAAGUGCAGAGAGGAAAGGAUGCAUCUUUAAUCCUAUGCCAUGUAUCAGCAAUGGGGAACCUAUGGCCCUCGUGAUUCUGUUGGAUCUUCCAUCAGCCGCCAGCCAACAUAGCCAGGGAUGUUGUAAGAAGGUGAAGGGUUUCUGGGAAUUGAUAUAUAAUGAGUUGAAAAAGAUGCUGAAAUAUACAUUUGUUAAGAAACCAGAGGCCUUUCUAUUAGGAAUAGUAGGAAAUGAGAUAAAUAGAAAGGACUGUAAACUUUUCCAAUACGCAGUAACUGCAGCGAGAAUACUACUGGCCCAAAAAUGGAAACAGGAACAACUACCGACGUUAGAAGAAUGGAGAAUGAAACUGAUGGACUAUGCAGAAUUAGAUAAACUAACGGUGAAGAUCAGAUAUCUAUGUGACCAGAAGUUCAUCGAAGAUUGGGGAAAAUUCUCAGAUUAUUUGAAAUGUAUAUGUGAUGAGCAAACAACGCUAGUGGGAUUUCAAGAAGCUCUGUGAAUAUUUGAGGAAUAUUGUGUUGAAGAAAAAUAAGAGGGUGAAGGUAUAUAAAAUGCAAUAUUAAAAAUUAGGAAAUGUGUAAUUAAAAAAAUGGAUUGUUAGAGAGGCUGAAGGAAGUCCAAAAGAGAAAAUAUGUGAUAAAUUUAGAUUGGAUAUUAUAAAUGUAUGUUGGAAAAUUAAUAAAAAUUAUUUAUAAAAAAAACCAUAGCCAGGGAUGAUGGAAGUUGUAAUCCAGCGACGUCUGGAAGGCCCCAGCCCUGCAAUAUCUCAACAUCUAUGCCUGCAUUAGUUCAUCCUGCUCUCCCCGCUUUGUCUUCAAAAUGAACUUCACCUAGGCUCGUCUAUCCUGGGAGAUGAACCAUCAGAAAGUGUUGCUGUGCCAUGAUUAACACUUACCCUCAGCUUUCCUUUGAUCUCAUUCACACGCACGACAGGAUCCUGAUCUAGACUUUGCUUUGCUUGGGCGUUCCGAAUGUUGUGUAGCCAUUCCAUUGUGUCACGGACACAUUUUUCUACUUUGUUGAUCUCAGUUUCGUCAAUAUGGAGGUACUUCUCAUUCUGAAACACAGAAUAACGCAGUACAUUGGAGAUUAUGUUUUCCCUGGCAUCCUCAAGCUGAUGAACAAGUAAUAUCCUAUAUCUGAUGCUUAACCUAGGAUGUCAGUUAUGAACCUUGGUUCCUGGCAACCAAGAACGCGGAAGUAAGUGUUCUGGUUUUCAAACGCUUUUCGUAAGCUGAACGUCUGAUGUGGCUGUCAGCUAUUGUUUCGGCUAAAGGUUGCCAAUCCCUGAACUAAGUGCUGCUUUGCAUAAUCCCCUCAAACGGGAUAAACAGGAAAGUGUGAAUAAUGAGCGCUUCCUCUUCUCCCAUUUUGGGACUCAUGUAAAGAGGGGAGUUGUGUGUCUGGCCCACAUUGUGUGAAAACUACUCUAAGAUCUGGCAAAUACAUGGCCAAUGGUCUUCCUUACAUUUUACACCCUCCUAUGUAAGAAACAAGAUUGGGCUAUAUAACCAUUUAUGGUGAAAUAUAAAUUAUCAGUUAUUGGCUAUAUAUAAAAGUACAGAAAGAUUCAUGCCUGAACUCUGCACUUCGCUAAAAAUCAUGCAAGGGAUAAUGGGUAUAUGAUCAGUCAGUGAGUUUUCUGAGGUUACUCUGGGCCAGCUCUGCCAAAAGAUUGCCAAACUCUCAACUAGAAACAGGAUUUAUGACGCUGACAUACAAGUUACAUCAGGCAGCCAAUAUUUGAUUCAAACAUUUUCCCUUGUUUGUUUCUAAUUUUUGGUUGACCAGGUGUGUGUGUGUGUGUAAUAAUUCUGCUGGGGGGAAGCUUUUAAGAUUAAUUAUUUCCGAAAUAAAAAGGAAUUCAUAUUGCAUUAAGAUUAGUUUGUGAUAAUGACAGUUUUGGAAGGAAGAUAUGGGGAAUUUGCUUUAUGACAAAAUGUGAUGUCUUCAUGAAGCUGGAAAAUUUUGAUGGGACAUGGAAAUUAAAUAAAAAUGCUUAUCUGGCCUUAAAACCAUACUGAAUUUUUGGCCAUUACCAAAUAAAAUCAAAUAUAUUAUUAAUGUGGAAGACUGGUUUGUUGUCUUCAACUUUGCAGUUUUUGCUGGGCUAGUGGCUGAAUGAAAAUCACCAUAUAAGAAAAGUAUCUCAGAGGUUUCCCCAAAUGUUUUGGACUACAACUCCCAUCAGUUGUGGGCCCAACUUUCUCUUAUUAGAUAUCAGGCAGCCACCAUUCUCACUAAGUUUCAGAUAGGCUAAAAUGGUUUUAUUUUAGGAGACCUUUUGGACCAUAAAUGCUGCUCUAAUAUCUUAUUUUUUAAAUGCUUUAAUCUAUGUCUUAAUUGUUGCGCAUUGCAGCUUUUAAUUCUUGCAUCCAGCUUUGUGGGUGUACAUUUUUUACAAACAUAUUUAUAAUUCUAAGUUAUUAGCUGCUUUGAAGACUAGUCAAAAAGUGGGAUAUAAAUCAACUGAACAAGUAGCAACAACACAUCAAAUUCGCUCUCAGUGAUAUCACACACACCUUCUUCCUGUAUUCGUCAGUAAUCCUGGCAUAGUUUUGUGCUUUAUGCUGCAACUCAUCCAGCAACCUUGGUCGUUCCUCUGCUUCUUGAUACCUUGCUUCAAUGGGAGUCCCAAAUUUCUAGAGAGACCAGAAUGAUUCACCAUACAUUCAAGGAAACAUUUAGAUGGCUUAUCUACCACCUAAAAUGCCUACGAAAAGGUCUUUGGCCCCUUGCACUGGAUCUUCCUGCCCCCUAAAGUCUCUUCUAACUCCCCCCAAAUCUAAUAAAUCAAAUGUUUAUUACGGUUGACUAACCAUUAAAUAAAUGGCAAAAUAUAAAGUAAUACAGAAAUCACAGCUGCAGGAGGACCAGCUGUAAAGGCGAAUAGUAAUGAAUUAAUCAAAGCAGGUCUGAGAGAUGCAGACUAUUGAAAUGUGGUUUUUUGGUUAUUAUAUUUUUUGAUUGGCUAUGUUAUUAUGAAAUUCUGUUUUUGUAGUGUUUGGUUGAAAUGCACCCCUGCUUCUUUGUUGUAAACUGCUUUGAGCAGGAUUUUGUGUGUGCGUAAAAGCAAAUUUACAAAUAAAAUGAGUG